CCAGCUUUUUCCCUCAGCAAGACAGGCGUCGCGGCUGGAUACAUUCAUCAUCUUCGGUGAAGUUGUCCGGCGGAGUCAUGGGGUGCUCUCUGCAGCACGCCCAUGUUCCUGCCCUGGAGGCGAGUCAGGCGACGCCACCGUCAGCGAUGGCCACGGAGGUACUCCUCCUCGGCGACGCUCGUGCUGGAGAAGAAGCAGUCGACGACGACGAGGGCCUCGUGGAGGAGCCCCAGGCGGCGGAGAAUGUCGGCGCGGCCGCGCCUGCGGCACCUUAGUUAUCGUCAACCUCAAGCCUGAUGGAGAUGGUUAGAGCAGCAUAGUCUUUGUUCUGAGUUCUGACCUGGUUGAUUUUUUUUUUCUUUUCUCUUUUGUGCGAUUCAUUUGGACGAAAGCAUGAGUGUUCGUCCCGUUUGCCUUUUACUCCGUUUCGCGCGAAGUGAAGGGAAGUAGCCCUCGUUCUGUCUCCUAUUUCGCCGCCACCGCCGCGCCCGGAUCCCCCUCUUCCUCUCCGCCUCCACCGAGCCCAGAAUCCCUGCUCCUAGCCCCGUCGUCCGCGCGGGCGGCGAGACGAGUUUAGGGUUUAGGAGGGCGGCCCCCUGGGGCUCCGCCGCGACCUCCUUCGACGACGGGUGCCGGUCCGACGCCGGCGCGGCCGACCCCGUUAGCCUCCGCCUCGGCCGUGCGCGUGGGGGCGAGGGCCGAGGGCCGCGCUCCCCACGGUCGGCCCCGCGGAGCCGGCGGGGGGCGACGCGACCGCGACCACGGCGAGGGCCGCUCCUGGCGGCUGAUUCCAGGGUCUGCGCCGCGCUGAAUCCGAGCAGGGUUCUCCGCUAUUCUUGCGAGAAGAUGAUAGGGUUUUCCUCUUUUGCGCCUCUCUGGAUUGUGAUGCACUGAGGGAUCAUGGGAUGAGCAAACUACAAACUCGGGCACGAAAGGGAUCGAUAGGAUGAGGAUCAGCUCAAGAAUGAGGAGUGGACCAGAAGAAAUAACAUUGAUGUUAUGAUGGAUUCUCUGGAUCUUGUACCUGUGGUAACAGAUGCUGGAGAUACUGCAUUUCAGAUUCACUGCUUGGAGCGAUCAGCAUAUGCUUCUGUAAGGUAGAGAGGCUCUACCUUAUUACCAUUGUAUUAAUGGUGGUCAAUGGUUUACAUGGCCAAGUGGCCAAUUACAAAAGGAAAGGAAGAGAGAAAAUACAGAGGUAAAGGGGAACGAGCGAAGAAGAUAGAAGAGAAAAAAGAAAGAAGAAAGAAGAAAUAAGAAAAAAAAAUGAAAGAGGGAAAGAGUAGCAUAUGAAUACAAUUGUCUGAAUAUUCUGGGUGAGCAGCACUGUGAUCAUCUAGUUCAGUUUUGUUAUCCAGCCUUGAAUUUGCGCUCGAUCUGCUGUUUUGACACGGUUCUCCCAUAAGUUCAGACAGUUUCUUGUUGUCUGCAGGAGGUUGGAAAUGCUUGUGUUAGCUCAGUUGAAUACCGCAUCAUUCCUUGCCUUCCAUAGGUUGUGAGCACAUCAGCACAGGCAGCGAAGCAUAUCGGCCAUCCCAGCUUGAGGUGGCCCUGAGAAGAACCUAGGACUUCAUCGAUGAAUUGGAGGAUGUCAGUACAUUGGAUUGCUAUGGAAUUGAGGCUGAGUUUUGUCCAGAGGACCUCAGCCAGUUUGCAACGCAACACAAUGUGGUCUGCUGAUUCAAUUGCUGGGCAGAUGUUGCAGUGUGGGUCAGACGACCACCUUUUGUGUGUUCUGUUGUUGUUGGAGAAACCUGUCUUUGAAGGCUAGCCAGAGGAAGAUUCUGCAAGUAUUUGGGAUGGCUUUGAGCCAUAUGAAGUCAGCCGGCUUCCCUGAUAUGCUGCGGAAGGUGAGGAGUCUGUAAAAUGCUGCGGUUGUUAUUCCGUUGAGGGAUUGAAGGCGUGAUCUUGUAUCUGGUGCAUCUGCAUAUGGUUGAAUAGUUGCCAAAGUGUUCAUGAGGAGGUUGAGUUCUGUCUGUGCCUGGUUCGAUAACACUGGGUGGAGAUUAAUCGCCCAGGUGUUUUGUGUGAAUUGUGAGGCGACUGUACAGUUGAUGUUGGUUGCGAAUGAUGCCAGUGCCGUGUUGAAGAAGCAGCCAUCGUCCGUCCAAUGGCCUUUCCAGAAUUGCACCGAAAGGCUGCUUCCCAGCAAAACUUUGGUUGAUGCUAUUGUUGGCUCCAAUGCUCCACAGAUCAUCUUCCAAACCGGUGUAUCAGUUGGUCUUGCUAGGAUAAAUCUCGUUCUGCAGGUGCUGUGCUCUGAGCCAGUGGAAGCAUGGCUCCGGGGAGCCAGAUAGCAGCUUGCUUGCAAGUUUCAUUAGUAGCGACAGGUUGUGAGCUUUGAGAUCUCGUAUGCCCAGUCCUCCCUCUUCUUUUGACAUGGUGACAGUAUCCCAGGCGACAAGGCAAUGACCUCCUACUAAACUGAGAAAUAAACUAAAAAUUUCGGAUGCUGAGCGUAGAGAAGUUUCCAUGAAUAUCACUUCAAAUGAGUAUAGUUACUUCGAAUGAGUAUAUCACGCCUUUGCGUACAGGAAAUGUUGUUUGGCAAAUAACUCUGUUCUUUAGGAUCCUGCUUUUGGUGCACAUGCCAUGGUUCCAGAUAAGAUUGUCAAAGACGGACAAGCUUCACCUCAUUCACAAACUGUAUCAGUUUGGCUCAGGAAUCACAAAUACCUUCACGUUCAAUGCCAUCCAUGAGGAGUGUCGACAUAUUAUGGACCAUGCAGUAAUCUAAGAAGUUGAAAUCUGGAAAUGGGUGUGCAUUAUCAUACUUAAAAAUCUUCUCCUGAACAAUUGCCAGUUGCGGGAUUCCUCUGUGCAGGUGGUAUUUAUUGUUUUGUUUUUUUAAGUUAAGAUCGAACUAUAAUAUGUGUGCUUUUCUCAAUGAAAUGGUUUAUUUUGUUCUUCUUUUUCCUACUAAUAAUUAUUAGGGGCUAUUGCAUUUUUACUCCUACUUUGAAGUUCAAUUGUAAUUUUACCCUCGUUUUUUAGGGUUUGCCCCUGCUUUUUUGAAAUGAAGCAGAGAUUUGCCCCUAGUUUGGACGGAUAGUUUGACGGUGUUAAGUCGAGCGCGAAAAGACAUAUACACCCUUACUUACUUAUUGCAUAUUUACCCCUACUUGUAGAUAUCACCCACAUUUUGCACAUAAAAAGUUGGAACCGUUUUGAACUUAAAAUUUAUGAAAUAAUUUAAACUUUAGCUUAUUUUUGAUAAACUUUGACAAAUAUGAUAAUUUUGAUAGAAUUUGAUUAUAGUUUUGGCAGAAUUUUGACGCACUAGCACUCACUUGGUGGUUAGUCAAAGAUUAAUCUCUUUCUCUGUAAUCGCCUCGAUCAGCAGUGAUGAAUUUACAUGCAUGUCAGCAAUGAAGAGAUAGAGCACCAUCCUGGAAGACCCCUCGUCUUCCUUUCACGCUGUGCUGGUCCGCACUAGUCAACAGGGCAAUCGAAGGAGGAAUCAACAUCGGCAAACCUCCUGCCGAGCUGCCACGCCGAGGAAGCGCCGCCACCGCCGCACGGCCUGCUGCUCACGCCGCCGCAUCGGAAGCGACCUGCUGCUCGCGUCGCUCGCGUCGAGUAGAGAUGCCGCCGCAUCAAGGAGUCGUCGCCGCAACCUGCUGCUCGCAUCGAGUAGCCGCCGCCGCCACCUGGUGCUCGUGACGCCGUGCGCUUUGGCCGGAGGCACCGUCGCCGCCUGCUAUAUCUCUCCCUAGGAUUUUGGAAUGGGAAUGAUGGGGUCUUGGGGGGGGUAGAAGAGUAAUACCAUAUUUCUUAAACUAUUUUUCCUUUCUCUAUUCUGUUUUUUUAACUCAAUACUGUGGGACCGAUCUAACUGCCAUCCAUAGUAAGGGCAAACGGUGACUUCAUUUGAAAAAAAACAGGGGUAAAUUCACAAACCCUAAAAACUGAGGGUAAAAUCACAAUUGAGAUUGAAAGUUGGGGCAUAAACACAAUUCUCCCUAAUUAUUAUUUCUGGAUGAUGAGCUGAAUAUCAUAAAAAUAAAUCCAAAGUAUUCAGAAGGAAAACAUCAUUGCUAAUUGGUAAUAUGACCAUUCAAACUAUUGUGGUUAUGUGGAACUGUAAAUUAUGAAAGGCAUUUUUUUAAUGCCUCUGCGGUUUACUGAACAGUUUUGCCACUUCUUUACCUAUUUUUUUACAGUAAAAAUAUCAGUUAAAGCUGAUUUUAAAUAAAUCAGUUAGCAGUGCUGAAGGUUUAUUGAUAAUAAUCUAGCAUACUAGCCUUAUGUGCUGAUAGUUUUUGACAGAAACAUAGGCAUGUAGCACAAAUGAUUUGCUUGAUACUAAGAAAUUACCUUGUGAAGUGAAGAGUGGUUGCCCUCUUGUCUCCCAUCCAAUUAAAGUACAGUCAAGCAAAUUAUGGCCAUGUUUCUUGGUCCAUUCAUCAAGACAUGAAAGCAUCAAUGAAAAGGAGAACUGAAGUUCCAUGAGUGACUGGAUCCAAGAGGCUGGCAAUCUGGCAUAACUUACCUGGGUCUGCCGCUUUACCAAGCAGGAACAGCAGCCUCUGCUAGAUAAGUUCUCUAAGAAGGUUGUCGGGUGUAAGCCAAAAGAUGCUGCCGUCAGGAGGAAGACUGACACAAAUCAAGACAGUGCUAAUGGUGUUACUAGUACACCUAAGUGAUGGUAAUUGAACUGCCACAAUGGGCAAUUAAAGAGGUAGAGAGGAAAUGCCGAAGCUUUCUGUGAUUAGUGUCAGUGGUGGACAUUGUCUGGUGGCUUGGAGCCAAGUCUGCUCGCCUGAUGAGUAUGGUGGUCUUGGAAUCAAGGAUUUACAUCCUGUUCGGUCGAGCACUGCGUAUGAAGUGGCUGGCACUGACGGUACAGCAAAAUGAUCGCGCCCAUGGACAAUGCUGAAGAAACAAGAACACAAGACUCUGGAAAACAUCUUCUUCGCAGCAAAAAGGGUUGAGGUAGGAAACGUCGUCAACAUUGAUUUCUGGAGGUCCAAUUGGUUGCCCAGCAUCAGCUCCUCGAUGCCAUGCCUGUCCUGCUUUGUGUGCCAAGAUGGUCUCUUGGUAACUGAGGGUCUGACAAACUGUCGACGGGUGAAGGAUAUUGUGGGUGCACCAUCGUGUAGAACUUUGAGCUAAUACUUUCAGGUAUGGGACUUAGUAGAAGAGAAGAAACUGAACCAGCGAGAAGAAGAUGUGUUUUUCUGGACAACGGCGAGGGGUGGUAACUUCUCAGUCGACUCGGGUGUACAACAUGUUCUUCCUGGCCAGAACGAGAUGGUCUUGGGACAGGAUGGUCUGAGAGACAAGAGCACCAUCCAAGAUCAAGUUAUUCAUGUGGCUUACCUCAAAGGGAGAUGCCUCACGGCAGACAAUCUACAAAAGAGAGGCUGGCCCCAUCAUCAACACUGCCACCUCUGUUCUUUAGCGAGUGAGGAUUGUACCCACCUGUUUGCUGCCUGCAACUUCACUAAUGCAGUUUGGGAUAUGUUGAGGAACUGGCUCAACAUUGGUUUUCAGCUACCACGGGAUCAGGCCCUCGAUCUUGGUGAGUGGUGGCUUCAGUCAAGAGUGUGUUGUCGUGCUGCUCACAGGAAAUCCUUUGAUUCCUUUUUUUCAUGGUAUGCUGGUUCAUAUGGAAGGAGAGGAAUGCAGGGGUCUCCGAGAACAGAGCAAGCACGCCUAGUAGUGUAUAUGGAGCAAUUAAGGAUGAAAUCUUGGUCUGGAGGGCUGCGGGUUUGUUCAAAAGAGAUUAGUCCCUAGUUCAACCCAAACCUUUUUUCGCCAGGACGAUCUCCUGUUUUGUUUUUUUGGCUACCCAGCAUGGUGGGUGCCACCGGUUUCAACAGCCUACUGUCAUUCAAAAUGACUGUCAUGUUGUCAACCACUGAAAAUGUAGAACAAGGUUUUGGCAUCAUCAAACUUGACAUAACUGCCAGCCUUCUGAGCAAGAAAGAAGAUAAGGAGGAGCUCUUUGUAUUACAAUGAGCUUUAGACUCGCAUCUUCUUCAAGAAAGAAAUGCAAUACUCAAGGUACAAGAAAGGUCCUUUUAUAUGCACUCCUUAAGCUUUCUGAAGUAUCAUAUGCUGAGGAGUUUCUCAGACCAUCAGUACCAACUGCCAGCCGGACGAGUUCACCCAGCACGAUUAGUGUGAGGGCCUGCGACGGCGAUCAAGAUGCGAGAAGUCUGUGACCACGAACGACGGCGAGAUGGCACUAACACCGGCGACCAGUUGGAAUUGGAUUCUAACACUUGUCCUACGAGAAGCAGGCGUCCCGUCUGGUAGUAGCUUGCUAGAAAUCAAAUCUUUUCUCUUUUCCCAGCAACCAGUUGGAAUUGGAUUCUAACACUGGUCCUACAAGAAGCAGGCGUGCAGUCUGGUAGUAGCUAGGAAAUCAAAUCUUUUCCGCAAGAGAUCGGUCUACCAACACAAGACUGGAAAAGAGAUCGGUCUACCAACACAAGACCGCAGGCAUGGCGACAACGACGACGUCCACCGUCACGACCAUCGCGGCGCAGGCUUAUCACGUACUGAAGAUCAACGGGUACUCCAACACCUUGAAAGCCGGCCGCCACCACCCCCUCAGCUCCUGUCCGUUCAGCGCAGGAGGCCACACCUGGCAUGUCAGCUACUACCCACACGGAUGCCGCGACAGCAACAAGGACUGCAUCUCCAUCUUCCUCGUGCUUGAGGACAUCGUCACCGACGAGGACGUGAUGGCAAAAGCUACAUUCAGCCUGCUCGAUCGAUACGGGAACCCGGUGCCCUCGUACACCUAUCACACCAAAUUACGUAACUUUUCAACAUCUUCUGGUAGGGCAAGGGGGUUCGAAAACUUUAUUAGGAGGGACGAAUUAGAGCGAUCGGAAUAUCUCAAUGAUGACUACUUUGCCGUUGCUGCCCAUGUAAUCAUCCCAAAGAAAAAGCCAUCUGUCGUCGUACCACCGUCGAACAUGCAUCUGUAUUUUGGUGAUCUCCUCGUAAGCAAAGAAGGCACCGAUGUCAAGUUCCUGGUCGGCGGCGAGAUGUUUGCGGCGCACCGGUUGGUGCUGGCGGCACGGUCACCGGUCUUCAAGGCAGAGCUUUUCGGGCCGACGAAGAAAGGCACCAUAGAUGCGAUACAGAUUGACAAUAUGGAAGCACGAGUGUUCAAGGCUCUGCUUGAGUUCAUCUACACAGACAUUUGGUCAGAGAUAGGUCAUGGAAAAGACAAUGUAGCUAUGGCUCAACAGUUGCUUGCUGCUGCAGACAGGUAUGGCUUACAGAGGUUAAAGUUUGUCUACGAAGAUAAGUUGUGCAACCAUAUUGAUACAUGCUCAGUGUCAACCAUGUUGGUGCUAGCGGAGAAGCACCAUUGUUGCAAACUCAAGGAGGCAUGCUCUACGUUCCUUAGUUUCAUGAGCCCUCCUAUUGUUGAAGAUCUAAAUUCCAGCAUAUUUGGCAGUGAAUUGGAGAAGACGGUUUCUUCUUCAGAGAACCAUGGAAGUCAAAUUAACCGUACAGAUAUUAGGAUUCAACCGUGGCAAAAUGCAGAUGUCUAGGAACGUUAUUUCCAGUGCUAUAAAAUUUGUUUACUUUGUUUCUAAUAAUUAUGUAGAUUGACUUUGGACUUGAGUUUUUACAAGAUGGUGUAUCCUUA
Messenger RNA from Oryza sativa Japonica Group (Japanese rice), 7618 nucleotides. Its product is annotated as BTB/POZ and MATH domain-containing protein 1. Gene Ontology annotation, molecular function: protein binding. Gene Ontology annotation, biological process: protein ubiquitination. NCBI's taxonomy places the organism in Eukaryota, Viridiplantae, Streptophyta, Magnoliopsida, Poales, Poaceae. The record is from RefSeq and is a predicted model, not a curated record.